UCUCAAUGGCAGCCGUCAACUGUGAUCAUUCGGGUCGAAUAUUUGCACAAUAAGGUAACUAAUUUGUGUCACCAAAGUGGCGUUCUACUCAUCUGUGUGCGUAACGAACAAAAAGUAAAUGGGAACCCAACAAUUUUGUUUAAAAUGGAACAAUCACCAAACAAAUAUGUUGACUGUUUUUGACCAGUUGCUGUCAAGUGAAGCCCUGGUAGAUGUGACUUUAGCAUGUGAAGGUCUUAGUUUAAAGGUUCACAAAAUAGUUCUUUCUGCAUGUAGUCCUUUCUUUCAGCGUCUAUUUUUGGAAAACCUUUGCAAGCAUCCAAUUGUUAUUAUGAAAGACAUGAAAUAUACAGACUUAAAAGCCAUAGUGGACUUCAUGUAUCGUGGUGAAGUCAAUGUGUCACAAGAUCAGAUAUCAGCACUUCUUAAAACAGCUGAGACGCUAAAAGUCAAAGGUCUAGCAGACGUUACAGGUGAUAAUAGGCAUGGUGGACCAGGAGAACUUGUACAACAAGAAAUUAUUCAACAACAUUUAGUAAAUACGCCUCAAUCUCUUCCUGUUUCUGCAGCACAAACACAACAUAGUGCAGAAUCACCCCCAUUAAGUAGGAGAAAAAGGGGUAGGCCAAGGAGAUCUUCAAGUGGUUCAAAUCGUAGUGAUAGUGAAGACCAGAUGCCAUCUAAAAUCAAAGAACCACACUCUCCUGAAGUCAUUGAGGAGGUGACGUCCAAAGUUAAAUCAACCAAUGAUGUACGUCAAAGACUUGCACCAUCCGGCCACCCACAAUCUCAGGUUUUCUCCCUUCAUUCUGUACAUCAUGGAGUUCCUCCCUUGAAGUUUUACGGAGCCCUUCCAUCUCAACAAGAUUAUCAUAUGAGUGUAGAAGAACCUUCUGGUGAUGAAGGGAAUUAUGAUGUUGAACCAACAAAGUUAAUGGAACAAACCAUGACAACAGAAAAGGUAUCAAUAUUCACAGAUGGUCCUUCUCAAGGUCCAACAUUACCUCCAGCAUCCACUCAGUUAGCCAUUCCAACAACAGUUGGGUUAGCGGAUACCCAACCGCUACACACAGGCCCAGGCCCCUGUGAUAGCCAAGCUUUGGGACCAUGUUCCAUACCUUCUGAACCUUCCACUUCAAGUUGUGUUUCUCGAGAUAAUAAUCAAGAUAUCAAGCCUGGUGCCUUGGUGUCAUUUGAAGAACCACCAAUAUCUCCUAUGGCUGGUCUAUCGCAUCAAGAUAGUUGUAAUUCUAUGAUGACAUACAUGGAUACUUCAGGAGUGCCUGGUCCAAGUAGCUAUCUGUUAGAUAAACAGCCAUCUCAACCACCUCAACAACAGCAACCACAAGGUUUGCAAUUUCGUUGCGAGGUUGCCCCCGACCCACUGGCGUGCCCUUUAUGUGGAAAGACUUUUCAUAAUAGAAGUAACCUUCUACGUCAUUGGAAAUCUCACGAUCCCAACCCUCAGAUGUUUCGAUGUGAAGUUUGUCGCAAAGAAUAUAGUAGGAAAGAUAAUCUUAAACAACACAUCAAAUUAAGUCACGCUCGAUUGCAAAAUAACGUUUGAUUGUCUUCUAUAAAUUUUAAUGUAAUGUUUGGAAGAAAUAAAAAGAAAGAAAAUGUUCUUUUAUCAAAAAAAAAAGUAAAAGAAUC
Molecule: messenger RNA, 1653 nt
Organism: Centruroides sculpturatus (bark scorpion)
Lineage: Eukaryota; Metazoa; Arthropoda; Arachnida; Scorpiones; Buthidae
Product: zinc finger and BTB domain-containing protein 37-like
Exons: 1
Coding region: 119-1567 (482 amino acids)
Biological process (GO): regulation of transcription by RNA polymerase II
Cellular component (GO): nucleus
Molecular function (GO): protein binding
Source: RefSeq, a predicted model, not a curated record